Messenger RNA from Hemibagrus wyckioides, 24393 nucleotides. RefSeq lists its product as uncharacterized. The transcript has 179 exons. The coding region runs from base 1 to 24393 and encodes 8130 amino acids. Gene Ontology annotation, cellular component: cell surface. NCBI's taxonomy places the organism in Eukaryota, Metazoa, Chordata, Actinopteri, Siluriformes, Bagridae. Gene Ontology annotation, biological process: cell-matrix adhesion. The record is from RefSeq and is a predicted model, not a curated record.
AUGAGUAAUAUAUGUUUUGUCCUGCAGGUUGAAGUGUUAGACUUACUGUCCAGUGAAGAGAAGGCACAGUUCAUCUUGCAUUCAGGAGUGUUGGCAAAUGACUCUGUGUUUAGAGAGGUGUUUAGCAGUGUGAUCACAUCUUUAGAUCUGAAUCAACUUGGCAGCUUCUUCGAAGCCUUCAGUCAGACUGCAAUACAAAUGAACAUGACUAGCAAUCUUUCAGCAAUAUCAGACACCAUUCUAAACAUGACACUCUUGGAUCUGGUGCCUCACUUCCAAACUUUCAGCCCAGAGGACUUUGCCCUGUGGUUCCAGACUUACCUUUCCUUGUUCCUUCCUGGGAUUAGUCCAAACACCCUGUCCAUCAUCCCCAUGAACAUCAGCUGUGACUCCUACAGAGAGAUAGUUAAAGGACUUGAUAAUGUGUACAGUGACCUUUCUGCCACCCAGUCAAACACGGUCUUCAAUUAUACACAAGACUAUGUCAAGUACCAGUCCAGCCAAGGCCUGAGCUGCUAUGGCACAGGGAGCUUCUAUGUGUUCCUGAAACAGUUGUUCCUCAAUUUUGGAUUCCCUGACCUAAAAGAUUUCCUGUCUCUGAUCCCAGGAGACCGCCUGGCAGAGCUGUUGGGCUCCAUCUCUCUGGAAGAACUCAGUGAGUUUCUGAACAGGCCGGACACAGUCAUUAAUGCUUCUGACCUCUGCACCCUCCUCAACAACUACAAUAGAACCAACCAGUACCUGGAGAUGGAGACUGUCUUGUCCUCAGCUCUGGCCAGCUACACUUUGGAAUGUGUGUUGUCUCGUGCUCUCACUGCCUCAUCUCAGGCUGAGGUAGAACAGUGGUUUGAUGUUACACUGCUUCACUACCUGCCCUACCUCAACUCUCAUCUCAUCAGCUCUGCCCAGCUCAGUGGUGCCUCCUGUCUCUCAUACAGAAAAUUAGUGUCUAUCUUGGGGGACAAUUACAAUUUUUCUGCAACUGAUUUUACCCCAGCUGAUGUGUACAGCUCCAUUACAGUGUAUCUGAACAGCAGCGAUGGCAGCCCCCGCUGCUAUAACUCCUCAGAUCCCCUUCUGAACUCCACUGCCUGGUUUGCUGACAACAUUGGAUUCUUCAUCACUUUCAUCACCCUCACUGAUCUGCAAUCAUUCCUAUCAGGAAACAUGUCAAGUGUGUUCCUGGAGAACUCAGAAAAUCUUCAGCUAUUCAACAACUCAGGCAUUUCCACCAGUGUCUUGGAGUACUACACAAACGAGUUAUACAUCCAGAAUCCUGAUUUCAGCCCACUUGGAUUGCCAGCUGAAUUGCUGUGUCGAUCUCCUGCCUCUGUGUUUGAACGUCUUGGAGAUGAAGACAUCACGUCCAUCCUGAAUCGCAUCAACGACUUCUGCACAGAAAUAAAUCCAGAGGUCACAGCGGUGCUAGUAGCAAAGUUCCCCAAUGUAUCUGCAUCCAUCAUCCAAUCUUUGGGCAGCCAGUGUGUGGGCCUGACUGUGGGCCAGAUAAGCUCCGCCCCCUCCGAUGUGAUAAACAGUUCUCUGUCUAUACUCAGUAGCAUCAAUGGCUGGGACCAGGGCCAAGUCAACUCCAUCAUCCAAAGCAUCAUUAGUGCAGGCUUUACUAUCAGCAGUGCCUCCUCUCUGGAGUCCCUGGGAACACUCAUAGGUGGCGUUCUCUCUGCAAACAUCUCCAUCAUCCCAUCUUCUCAGCUUGUGUCUUUAUCUCAGAAUCCAACAUUCAUCAAUAACAUUAUCUCAGCGCCAGUUAUUCUACAAAAUACAUUUGUCCAGAAGGUAAUCUCUGUAGACCAUUCCAAAGUGUUAGAGAAUGUUCCAGAUGCACUGGUGAUGUAUAUUCCACUUGUUCUACUGACGUCACUGAGCUCUGCUGAUGUUUCACUCAUCAAUAACAAGAGCUGGAAUCAUGAACAGGCUAUGAUGUUGUUUGGUGCAGUGGCCAGUGCCAGUGAUGAUCCAGAAGAUCUGUCAACUUCAAUACUGCAGGGAUUCUCCUGCAGCUCAGUUCAGACUCUCCCACAGCAGAAAGCCAAAGAUCUUGUGAAAGCCUGUAGACCACGUGAAGGCAGAGACAAGGUCCAUCUGAAAGAGGCACAGCUAACCUGCAUGUACAACUACAUGAAAGACGAUCCAUCUGUUAACUUUACUGACAUCCCCUCUGAAAUGCUUCUGUACUACAGCUAUGAGAAGAUACAGAAGGUGAACUGCCAGGCAUAUUUCAGUGCCCUGGGCAGAGCAGAUUUCUCCGUUCUGUCUCUUGGCCUUGACAAAAAAGACAUUCUGUUCAACCAUGCAAAGAACUGCCUGGGUAUAUCCGGUGCGAGUCUGACCAGUCAUCAGGUGGAAGUUCUGGGAAAUAUGGCCUGCACACUAGACUCCUCCUACAUCCAGAACUCUGACCCUCUCAUUCUUGAGAAACUGAAGAACUGUGAAGAUCUUUCUGAUUCUCAAAUCACUGCUGUACAGUUACUACUCCUCAGUGGGAAUACUGCUUAUGGCAAUCCCUCAAUGUGGAAUGAAGAGACCGUGGAGCAACUCAGCAACCUGGCGGUUUAUUUCAAAUCAGACAUCUGCAACAAACUUAGCUUUAAUGUAAAAAGGAAGUUCCUUUCGGUCCUGAGGGAGCAGAAGAUCCCACUGAAGAAGCUAAGGACAUUCUUUACAGAAUGCAACUCAGAAAGCACUACAGUGAGCAACAUCACAGCAGUGACAAUUUCAGACCCAUCAUUUCCUUUUGGCUUUAACUCCACGCAGUUUGAUCUGUAUCUGGACAUCACUGUACUGCAGGACAACCUGGCAGCCAUCACUGAAAAAGUGGUGGACACCAGCCUCCAGACUGUCAUUCUGAACAAGUUAAACCAGAUUUACCCGUCAGGUCUUAAUGACGGUGUACUGCAGCUACUGGGUUCCACUUCUCGUGUGGCCACUACUGAUGACAUUAGCAAGUGGAAUAUUACCAUAAUUGACACAUUGUCCUCCUUGAUGGACUCAAAUGCUGGACACUGGGAAAAAGAAAAGAGUAAAGCGGUGAUUAUGAGGUAUCUGAGCAUGGGAAAUCACUCUCUGGGAAGUGCUGAAAUAAAUGUAGUUGGUUCCAACAUCUGCACUUUAGACAUCAGUGUGCUGGAAAAUAUCACUGCUGAGAGCCUAACGUCAGUCUUGUCUCCAGAUCUGUCCUCAUGUUCCAUCGAACAGAAAUCUGCUCUGUACAUCAUCGCUAACUCUUCAUUCAGCAAUCAACGCAGCAGUUCUACAACUUUCUACCAACUCAUCAGACCUUACCUGGGUGGAGCUCCUGUGAAUGAUAUACAAGCUCUUUCUACCCAGAACAUCAGCAUGGAUAUCACCAUGUUCAAUAGUCUGAAUCCUGCUGUUCUCAAGAUCCUAAAUGUGAGCACAGUGAGGGCUCUAAUGGGGGUAAACCUGGCUGAUCUGAAGCUGUUUGAGAACUCCUCAGUGGUUCAGUCCUGGGUGGCACAACAGAACCAAUCUGAUCUGAACACGCUGAAUCUUGGCAUCAUCAACCACAACCCUUGUUAUGGUGUAGAAAGUCACACUCUUGAUAGCGAGUUUGCAUCUGGAAAUAUUUCUGCAGUAUUGUGCAACUUUAGCAUUCCUGACUAUGCCUGUUCAUCAGUUGCCGUAUUGUCCUCUAAUGAUCUGGUCACACUGCUCACAUGCAAACUGCCAAGCAGCCUGAGCGUCUCUAAAGACGCUUGGAAGCUUUUCUUCCAGAAUUUUUCUGGACCUUUGGAUGACGCCCUGGAGAGCUUUUCAAACGUGACGGACAGCAGCAUUCAGACUGACCCAAAUAUACUUGAUGCCAUCGGGGAGGUGAUAAUCGACAAGUUCACCGCAGCAGAGCUGGUGAAUGCCACUUUCAUCACUGUGUGGUUCCAGAUCAGGCUCCGACCAUUUUUGUCAUCGGUGUCCAAAGAUUUUCUGUCCAGUCUCGGUUCACAAACCUUCAGCUGUGAGACCUACCAGAUUGUGGUGCAAGCUCUCAGCAGUCAAGAAUCUCUCAUGAAGGAGGAGCAGAAGCAGAUGGUCUUUACUUGGUUCAUCUUUCCCUUCCUGUUAAGAAAUGACCUUCCAGACCCUCGCUGUCUUUCCAACACUUCCGGCAGCAACGACUGGCUUGAAAAGAACCUUGGCAGUUUCUCCGAUUAUGCUUCUUUGGAAGUGCUCAAACUUCUAAAUGCAAAUUUCUCUAGCGUUGAAGUGUUAGACUUACUGUCCAGUGAACAGAAGGCACAGUUCAUCUUGCAUUCAGGAGUGUUGGCAAAUGACUCUGUGUUUAGAGAGGUGUUUAGCAGUGUGAUCACACCUUUAGAUCUGAAUCAACUUGGCAGCUUCUUCGAAGCCUUCAGUCAGACUGCAAUACAAAUGAACAUGACUAGCAUUCCUUCAGCAAUAUCAGACACCAUUCUAAACAUGACACUCUUGGAUCUGGUGCCUCACUUCCAAACUUUCAGCCCAGAGGACUUUGCCUUGUGGUUCCAGACUUACCUUUCCUUGUUCCUUCCUGGGAUUAGUCCAAACACCCUGUCCAUCAUCCCCAUGAACAUCAGCUGUGACUCCUACAGAGAGAUAGUUAAAGGACUUGAUAAUGUGUACAGUGACCUUUCUGCCACCCAGUCAAACACGGUCUUCAAUUAUACACAAGACUAUGUCAAGUACCAGUCCAGCCAAGGCCUGAGCUGCUAUGGCACAGGGAGCUUCUAUGUGUUCCUGAAACAGUUGUUCCUCAAUUUUGGAUUCCCUGACCUAAAAGAUUUCCUGUCUCUGAUCCCAGGAGACCGCCUGGCAGAGCUGUUGGGCUCCAUCUCUCCGGAAGAACUCAGUGAGUUUCUGAACAGGCCGGACACAGUCAUUAAUGCUUCUGACCUCUGCACCCUCCUCAACAACUACAAUAGAACCAACCAGUACCUGGAGAUGGAGACUGUCUUGUCCUCAGCUCUGGCCAGCUACACUUUGGAAUGUGUGUUGUCUCGUGCUCUCACUGCCUCAUCUCAGGCUGAGGUAGAACAGUGGUUUGAUGUUACACUGCUUCACUACCUGCCCUACCUCAACUCUCAUCUCAUCAGCUCUGCCCAGCUCAGUGGUGCCUCCUGUCUGUCAUACAGAAAAUUAGUGUCUAUCUUGGGGGACAAUUACAAUUUUUCUGCAACUGAUUUUACCCCAGCUGAUGUGUACAGCUCCAUUACAGUGUAUCUGAACAGCAGCGAUGGCAGCCCCCGCUGCUAUAACUCCUCAGAUCCCCUUCUGAACUCCACUGCCUGGUUUGCUGACAACAUUGGAUUCUUCAUCACUUUCAUCACCCUCACUGAUCUGCAAUCAUUCCUAUCAGGAAACAUGUCAAGUGUGUUCCUGGAGAACUCAGAAAAUCUUCAGCUAUUCAACAACUCAGGCAUUUCCACCAGUGUCUUGGAGUACUACACAAACGAGUUAUACAUCCAGAAUCCUGAUUUCAGCCCACUUGGAUUGCCAGCUGAAUUGCUGUGUCGAUCUCCUGCCUCUGUGUUUGAACGUCUUGGAGAUGAAGACAUCACGUCCAUCCUGAAUCGCAUCAACGACUUCUGCACAGAAAUAAAUCCAGAGGUCACAGCGGUGCUAGUAGCAAAGUUCCCCAAUGUAUCUGCAUCCAUCAUCCAAUCUUUGGGCAGCCAGUGUGUGGGCCUGACUGUGGGCCAGAUAAGCUCCGCCCCCUCCGAUGUGAUAAACAGUUCUCUGUCUAUACUCAGUAGCAUCAAUGGCUGGGACCAGGGCCAAGUCAACUCCAUCAUCCAAAGCAUCAUUAGUGCAGGCUUUACUAUCAGCAGUGCCUCCUCUCUGGAGUCCCUGGGAACACUCAUAGGUGGCGUUCUCUCUGCAAACAUCUCCAUCAUCCCAUCUUCUCAGCUUGUGUCUUUAUCUCAGAAUCCAACAUUCAUCAAUAACAUUAUCUCAGCGCCAGUUAUUCUACAAAAUACAUUUGUCCAGAAGGUAAUCUCUGUAGACCAUUCCAAAGUGCUAGAGAAUGUUCCAGAUGCACUGGUGAUGUAUAUUCCACUUGUUCUACUGACGUCACUGAGCUCUGUUGAUGUUUCACUCAUCAAUAACAAGAGCUGGAGUCAUGAACAGGCUAUGAUGUUGUUUGGUGCAGUGGCCAGUGCCAGUGAUGAUCCAGAAGAUCUGUCAACUUCAAUACUGCAGGGAUUCUCCUGCAGCUCAGUUCAGACUCUCCCACAGCAGAAAGCCAAAGAUCUUGUGAAAGCCUGUAGACCACGUGAAGGCAGAGACAAGGUCCAUCUGAAAGAGGCACAGCUAACCUGCAUGUACAACUACAUGAAAGACGAUCCAUCUGUUAACUUUACUGACAUCCCCUCUGAAAUGCUUCUGUACUACAGCUAUGAGAAGAUACAGAAGGUGAACUGCCAGGCAUAUUUCAGUGCCCUGGGCAGAGCAGAUUUCUCCGUUCUGUCUCUUGGCCUUGACAAAAAAGACAUUCUGUUCAACCAUGCAAAGAACUGCCUGGGUAUAUCCGGUGCGAGUCUGACCAGUCAUCAGGUGGAAGUUCUGGGAAAUAUGGCCUGCACACUAGACUCCUCCUACAUCCAGAACUCUGACCCUCUCAUUCUUGAGAAACUGAAGAACUGUGAAGAUCUUUCUGAUUCUCAAAUCACUGCUGUACAGUUACUACUCCUCAGUGGGAAUACUGCUUAUGGCAAUCCCUCAAUGUGGAAUGAAGAGACCGUGGAGCAACUCAGCAACCUGGCGGUUUAUUUCAAAUCAGACAUCUGCAACAAACUUAGCUUUAAUGUAAAAAGGAAGUUCCUUUCGGUCCUGAGGGAGCAGAAGAUCCCACUGAAGAAGCUAAGGACAUUCUUUACAGAAUGCAACUCAGAAAGCACUACAGUGAGCAACAUCACAGCAGUGACAAUUUCAGACCCAUCAUUUCCUUUUGGCUUUAACUCCACGCAGUUUGAUCUGUAUCUGGACAUCACUGUACUGCAGGACAACCUGGCAGCCAUCACUGAAAAAGUGGUGGACACCAGCCUCCAGACUGUCAUUCUGAACAAGUUAAACCAGAUUUACCCGUCAGGUCUUAAUGACGGUGUACUGCAGCUACUGGGUUCCACUUCUCGUGUGGCCACUACUGAUGACAUUAGCAAGUGGAAUAUUACCAUAAUUGACACAUUGUCCUCCUUGAUGGACUCAAAUGCUGGACACUGGGAAAAAGAAAAGAGUAAAGCGGUGAUUAUGAGGUAUCUGAGCAUGGGAAAUCACUCUCUGGGAAGUGCUGAAAUAAAUGUAGUUGGUUCCAACAUCUGCACUUUAGACAUCAGUGUGCUGGAAAAUAUCACUGCUGAGAGCCUAACGUCAGUCUUGUCUCCAGAUCUGUCCUCAUGUUCCAUCGAACAGAAAUCUGCUCUGUACAUCAUCGCUAACUCUUCAUUCAGCAAUCAACGCAGCAGUUCUACAACUUUCUACCAACUCAUCAGACCUUACCUGGGUGGAGCUCCUGUGAAUGAUAUACAAGCUCUUUCUACCCAGAACAUCAGCAUGGAUAUCACCAUGUUCAAUAGUCUGAAUCCUGCUGUUCUCAAGAUCCUAAAUGUGAGCACAGUGAGGGCUCUAAUGGGGGUAAACCUGGCUGAUCUGAAGCUGUUUGAGAACUCCUCAGUGGUUCAGUCCUGGGUGGCACAACAGAACCAAUCUGAUCUGAACACGCUGAAUCUUGGCAUCAUCAACCACAACCCUUGUUAUGGUGUAGAAAGUCACACUCUUGAUAGCGAGUUUGCAUCUGGAAAUAUUUCUGCAGUAUUGUGCAACUUUAGCAUUCCUGACUAUGCCUGUUCAUCAGUUGCCGUAUUGUCCUCUAAUGAUCUGGUCACACUGCUCACAUGCAAACUGCCAAGCAGCCUGAGCGUCUCUAAAGACGCUUGGAAGCUUUUCUUCCAGAAUUUUUCUGGACCUUUGGAUGACGCCCUGGAGAGCUUUUCAAACGUGACGGACAGCAGCAUUCAGACUGACCCAAAUAUACUUGAUGCCAUCGGGGAGGUGAUAAUCGACAAGUUCACCGCAGCAGAGCUGGUGAAUGCCACUUUCAUCACUGUGUGGUUCCAGAUCAGGCUCCGACCAUUUUUGUCAUCGGUGUCCAAAGAUUUUCUGUCCAGUCUCGGUUCACAAACCUUCAGCUGUGAGACCUACCAGAUUGUGGUGCAAGCUCUCAGCAGUCAAGAAUCUCUCAUGAAGGAGGAGCAGAAGCAGAUGGUCUUUACUUGGUUCAUCUUUCCCUUCCUGUUAAGAAAUGACCUUCCAGACCCUCGCUGUCUUUCCAACACUUCCGGCAGCAACGACUGGCUUGAAAAGAACCUUGGCAGUUUCUCCGAUUAUGCUUCUUUGGAAGUGCUCAAACUUCUAAAUGCAAAUUUCUCUAGCGUUGAAGUGUUAGACUUACUGUCCAGUGAACAGAAGGCACAGUUCAUCUUGCAUUCAGGAGUGUUGGCAAAUGACUCUGUGUUUAGAGAGGUGUUUAGCAGUGUGAUCACACCUUUAGAUCUGAAUCAACUUGGCAGCUUCUUCGAAGCCUUCAGUCAGACUGCAAUACAAAUGAACAUGACUAGCAUUCCUUCAGCAAUAUCAGACACCAUUCUAAACAUGACACUCUUGGAUCUGGUGCCUCACUUCCAAACUUUCAGCCCAGAGGACUUUGCCUUGUGGUUCCAGACUUACCUUUCCUUGUUCCUUCCUGGGAUUAGUCCAAACACCCUGUCCAUCAUCCCCAUGAACAUCAGCUGUGACUCCUACAGAGAGAUAGUUAAAGGACUUGAUAAUGUGUACAGUGACCUUUCUGCCACCCAGUCAAACACGGUCUUCAAUUAUACACAAGACUAUGUCAAGUACCAGUCCAGCCAAGGCCUGAGCUGCUAUGGCACAGGGAGCUUCUAUGUGUUCCUGAAACAGUUGUUCCUCAAUUUUGGAUUCCCUGACCUAAAAGAUUUCCUGUCUCUGAUCCCAGGAGACCGCCUGGCAGAGCUGUUGGGCUCCAUCUCUCCGGAAGAACUCAGUGAGUUUCUGAACAGGCCGGACACAGUCAUUAAUGCUUCUGACCUCUGCACCCUCCUCAACAACUACAAUAGAACCAACCAGUACCUGGAGAUGGAGACUGUCUUGUCCUCAGCUCUGGCCAGCUACACUUUGGAAUGUGUGUUGUCUCGUGCUCUCACUGCCUCAUCUCAGGCUGAGGUAGAACAGUGGUUUGAUGUUACACUGCUUCACUACCUGCCCUACCUCAACUCUCAUCUCAUCAGCUCUGCCCAGCUCAGUGGUGCCUCCUGUCUGUCAUACAGAAAAUUAGUGUCUAUCUUGGGGGACAAUUACAAUUUUUCUGCAACUGAUUUUACCCCAGCUGAUGUGUACAGCUCCAUUACAGUGUAUCUGAACAGCAGCGAUGGCAGCCCCCGCUGCUAUAACUCCUCAGAUCCCCUUCUGAACUCCACUGCCUGGUUUGCUGACAACAUUGGAUUCUUCAUCACUUUCAUCACCCUCACUGAUCUGCAAUCAUUCCUAUCAGGAAACAUGUCAAGUGUGUUCCUGGAGAACUCAGAAAAUCUUCAGCUAUUCAACAACUCAGGCAUUUCCACCAGUGUCUUGGAGUACUACACAAACGAGUUAUACAUCCAGAAUCCUGAUUUCAGCCCACUUGGAUUGCCAGCUGAAUUGCUGUGUCGAUCUCCUGCCUCUGUGUUUGAACGUCUUGGAGAUGAAGACAUCACGUCCAUCCUGAAUCGCAUCAACGACUUCUGCACAGAAAUAAAUCCAGAGGUCACAGCGGUGCUAGUAGCAAAGUUCCCCAAUGUAUCUGCAUCCAUCAUCCAAUCUUUGGGCAGCCAGUGUGUGGGCCUGACUGUGGGCCAGAUAAGCUCCGCCCCCUCCGAUGUGAUAAACAGUUCUCUGUCUAUACUCAGUAGCAUCAAUGGCUGGGACCAGGGCCAAGUCAACUCCAUCAUCCAAAGCAUCAUUAGUGCAGGCUUUACUAUCAGCAGUGCCUCCUCUCUGGAGUCCCUGGGAACACUCAUAGGUGGCGUUCUCUCUGCAAACAUCUCCAUCAUCCCAUCUUCUCAGCUUGUGUCUUUAUCUCAGAAUCCAACAUUCAUCAAUAACAUUAUCUCAGCGCCAGUUAUUCUACAAAAUACAUUUGUCCAGAAGGUAAUCUCUGUAGACCAUUCCAAAGUGCUAGAGAAUGUUCCAGAUGCACUGGUGAUGUAUAUUCCACUUGUUCUACUGACGUCACUGAGCUCUGUUGAUGUUUCACUCAUCAAUAACAAGAGCUGGAGUCAUGAACAGGCUAUGAUGUUGUUUGGUGCAGUGGCCAGUGCCAGUGAUGAUCCAGAAGAUCUGUCAACUUCAAUACUGCAGGGAUUCUCCUGCAGCUCAGUUCAGACUCUCCCACAGCAGAAAGCCAAAGAUCUUGUGAAAGCCUGUAGACCACGUGAAGGCAGAGACAAGGUCCAUCUGAAAGAGGCACAGCUAACCUGCAUGUACAACUACAUGAAAGACGAUCCAUCUGUUAACUUUACUGACAUCCCCUCUGAAAUGCUUCUGUACUACAGCUAUGAGAAGAUACAGAAGGUGAACUGCCAGGCAUAUUUCAGUGCCCUGGGCAGAGCAGAUUUCUCCGUUCUGUCUCUUGGCCUUGACAAAAAAGACAUUCUGUUCAACCAUGCAAAGAACUGCCUGGGUAUAUCCGGUGCGAGUCUGACCAGUCAUCAGGUGGAAGUUCUGGGAAAUAUGGCCUGCACACUAGACUCCUCCUACAUCCAGAACUCUGACCCUCUCAUUCUUGAGAAACUGAAGAACUGUGAAGAUCUUUCUGAUUCUCAAAUCACUGCUGUACAGUUACUACUCCUCAGUGGGAAUACUGCUUAUGGCAAUCCCUCAAUGUGGAAUGAAGAGACCGUGGAGCAACUCAGCAACCUGGCGGUUUAUUUCAAAUCAGACAUCUGCAACAAACUUAGCUUUAAUGUAAAAAGGAAGUUCCUUUCGGUCCUGAGGGAGCAGAAGAUCCCACUGAAGAAGCUAAGGACAUUCUUUACAGAAUGCAACUCAGAAAGCACUACAGUGAGCAACAUCACAGCAGUGACAAUUUCAGACCCAUCAUUUCCUUUUGGCUUUAACUCCACGCAGUUUGAUCUGUAUCUGGACAUCACUGUACUGCAGGACAACCUGGCAGCCAUCACUGAAAAAGUGGUGGACACCAGCCUCCAGACUGUCAUUCUGAACAAGUUAAACCAGAUUUACCCGUCAGGUCUUAAUGACGGUGUACUGCAGCUACUGGGUUCCACUUCUCGUGUGGCCACUACUGAUGACAUUAGCAAGUGGAAUAUUACCAUAAUUGACACAUUGUCCUCCUUGAUGGACUCAAAUGCUGGACACUGGGAAAAAGAAAAGAGUAAAGCGGUGAUUAUGAGGUAUCUGAGCAUGGGAAAUCACUCUCUGGGAAGUGCUGAAAUAAAUGUAGUUGGUUCCAACAUCUGCACUUUAGACAUCAGUGUGCUGGAAAAUAUCACUGCUGAGAGCCUAACGUCAGUCUUGUCUCCAGAUCUGUCCUCAUGUUCCAUCGAACAGAAAUCUGCUCUGUACAUCAUCGCUAACUCUUCAUUCAGCAAUCAACGCAGCAGUUCUACAACUUUCUACCAACUCAUCAGACCUUACCUGGGUGGAGCUCCUGUGAAUGAUAUACAAGCUCUUUCUACCCAGAACAUCAGCAUGGAUAUCACCAUGUUCAAUAGUCUGAAUCCUGCUGUUCUCCAGAUCCUAAAUGUGAGCACAGUGAGGGCUCUAAUGGGGGUAAACCUGGCUGAUCUGAAGCUGUUUGAGAACUCCUCAGUGGUUCAGUCCUGGGUGGCACAACAGAACCAAUCUGAUCUGAACACGCUGAAUCUUGGCAUCAUCAACCACAACCCUUGUUAUGGUGUAGAAAGUCACACUCUUGAUAGCGAGUUUGCAUCUGGAAAUAUUUCUGCAGUAUUGUGCAACUUUAGCAUUCCUGACUAUGCCUGUUCAUCAGUUGCCGUAUUGUCCUCUAAUGAUCUGGUCACACUGCUCACAUGCAAACUGCCAAGCAGCCUGAGCGUCUCUAAAGACGCUUGGAAGCUUUUCUUCCAGAAUUUUUCUGGACCUUUGGAUGACGCCCUGGAGAGCUUUUCAAACGUGACGGACAGCAGCAUUCAGACUGACCCAAAUAUACUUGAUGCCAUCGGGGAGGUGAUAAUCGACAAGUUCACCGCAGCAGAGCUGGUGAAUGCCACUUUCAUCACUGUGUGGUUCCAGAUCAGGCUCCGACCAUUUUUGUCAUCGGUGUCCAAAGAUUUUCUGUCCAGUCUCGGUUCACAAACCUUCAGCUGUGAGACCUACCAGAUUGUGGUGCAAGCUCUCAGCAGUCAAGAAUCUCUCAUGAAGGAGGAGCAGAAGCAGAUGGUCUUUACUUGGUUCAUCUUUCCCUUCCUGUUAAGAAAUGACCUUCCAGACCCUCGCUGUCUUUCCAACACUUCCGGCAGCAACGACUGGCUUGAAAAGAACCUUGGCAGUUUCUCCGAUUAUGCUUCUUUGGAAGUGCUCAAACUUCUAAAUGCAAAUUUCUCUAGCGUUGAAGUGUUAGACUUACUGUCCAGUGAACAGAAGGCACAGUUCAUCUUGCAUUCAGGAGUGUUGGCAAAUGACUCUGUGUUUAGAGAGGUGUUUAGCAGUGUGAUCACAUCUUUAGAUCUGAAUCAACUUGGCAGCUUCUUCGAAGCCUUCAGUCAGACUGCAAUACAAAUGAACAUGACUAGCAUUCCUUCAGCAAUAUCAGACACCAUUCUAAACAUGACACUCUUGGAUCUGGUGCCUCACUUCCAAACUUUCAGCCCAGAGGACUUUGCCUUGUGGUUCCAGACUUACCUUUCCUUGUUCCUUCCUGGGAUUAGUCCAAACACCCUGUCCAUCAUCCCCAUGAACAUCAGCUGUGACUCCUACAGAGAGAUAGUUAAAGGACUUGAUAAUGUGUACAGUGACCUUUCUGCCACCCAGUCAAACACGGUCUUCAAUUAUACACAAGACUAUGUCAAGUACCAGUCCAGCCAAGGCCUGAGCUGCUAUGGCACAGGGAGCUUCUAUGUGUUCCUGAAACAGUUGUUCCUCAAUUUUGGAUUCCCUGACCUAAAAGAUUUCCUGUCUCUGAUCCCAGGAGACCGCCUGGCAGAGCUGUUGGGCUCCAUCUCUCCGGAAGAACUCAGUGAGUUUCUGAACAGGCCGGACACAGUCAUUAAUGCUUCUGACCUCUGCACCCUCCUCAACAACUACAAUAGAACCAACCAGUACCUGGAGAUGGAGACUGUCUUGUCCUCAGCUCUGGCCAGCUACACUUUGGAAUGUGUGUUGUCUCGUGCUCUCACUGCCUCAUCUCAGGCUGAGGUAGAACAGUGGUUUGAUGUUACACUGCUUCACUACCUGCCCUACCUCAACUCUCAUCUCAUCAGCUCUGCCCAGCUCAGUGGUGCCUCCUGUCUGUCAUACAGAAAAUUAGUGUCUAUCUUGGGGGACAAUUACAAUUUUUCUGCAACUGAUUUUACCCCAGCUGAUGUGUACAGCUCCAUUACAGUGUAUCUGAACAGCAGCGAUGGCAGCCCCCGCUGCUAUAACUCCUCAGAUCCCCUUCUGAACUCCACUGCCUGGUUUGCUGACAACAUUGGAUUCUUCAUCACUUUCAUCACCCUCACUGAUCUGCAAUCAUUCCUAUCAGGAAACAUGUCAAGUGUGUUCCUGGAGAACUCAGAAAAUCUUCAGCUAUUCAACAACUCAGGCAUUUCCACCAGUGUCUUGGAGUACUACACAAACGAGUUAUACAUCCAGAAUCCUGAUUUCAGCCCACUUGGAUUGCCAGCUGAAUUGCUGUGUCGAUCUCCUGCCUCUGUGUUUGAACGUCUUGGAGAUGAAGACAUCACGUCCAUCCUGAAUCGCAUCAACGACUUCUGCACAGAAAUAAAUCCAGAGGUCACAGCGGUGCUAGUAGCAAAGUUCCCCAAUGUAUCUGCAUCCAUCAUCCAAUCUUUGGGCAGCCAGUGUGUGGGCCUGACUGUGGGCCAGAUAAGCUCCGCCCCCUCCGAUGUGAUAAACAGUUCUCUGUCUAUACUCAGUAGCAUCAAUGGCUGGGACCAGGGCCAAGUCAACUCCAUCAUCCAAAGCAUCAUUAGUGCAGGCUUUACUAUCAGCAGUGCCUCCUCUCUGGAGUCCCUGGGAACACUCAUAGGUGGCGUUCUCUCUGCAAACAUCUCCAUCAUCCCAUCUUCUCAGCUUGUGUCUUUAUCUCAGAAUCCAACAUUCAUCAAUAACAUUAUCUCAGCGCCAGUUAUUCUACAAAAUACAUUUGUCCAGAAGGUAAUCUCUGUAGACCAUUCCAAAGUGCUAGAGAAUGUUCCAGAUGCACUGGUGAUGUAUAUUCCACUUGUUCUACUGACGUCACUGAGCUCUGUUGAUGUUUCACUCAUCAAUAACAAGAGCUGGAGUCAUGAACAGGCUAUGAUGUUGUUUGGUGCAGUGGCCAGUGCCAGUGAUGAUCCAGAAGAUCUGUCAACUUCAAUACUGCAGGGAUUCUCCUGCAGCUCAGUUCAGACUCUCCCACAGCAGAAAGCCAAAGAUCUUGUGAAAGCCUGUAGACCACGUGAAGGCAGAGACAAGGUCCAUCUGAAAGAGGCACAGCUAACCUGCAUGUACAACUACAUGAAAGACGAUCCAUCUGUUAACUUUACUGACAUCCCCUCUGAAAUGCUUCUGUACUACAGCUAUGAGAAGAUACAGAAGGUGAACUGCCAGGCAUAUUUCAGUGCCCUGGGCAGAGCAGAUUUCUCCGUUCUGUCUCUUGGCCUUGACAAAAAAGACAUUCUGUUCAACCAUGCAAAGAACUGCCUGGGUAUAUCCGGUGCGAGUCUGACCAGUCAUCAGGUGGAAGUUCUGGGAAAUAUGGCCUGCACACUAGACUCCUCCUACAUCCAGAACUCUGACCCUCUCAUUCUUGAGAAACUGAAGAACUGUGAAGAUCUUUCUGAUUCUCAAAUCACUGCUGUACAGUUACUACUCCUCAGUGGGAAUACUGCUUAUGGCAAUCCCUCAAUGUGGAAUGAAGAGACCGUGGAGCAACUCAGCAACCUGGCGGUUUAUUUCAAAUCAGACAUCUGCAACAAACUUAGCUUUAAUGUAAAAAGGAAGUUCCUUUCGGUCCUGAGGGAGCAGAAGAUCCCACUGAAGAAGCUAAGGACAUUCUUUACAGAAUGCAACUCAGAAAGCACUACAGUGAGCAACAUCACAGCAGUGACAAUUUCAGACCCAUCAUUUCCUUUUGGCUUUAACUCCACGCAGUUUGAUCUGUAUCUGGACAUCACUGUACUGCAGGACAACCUGGCAGCCAUCACUGAAAAAGUGGUGGACACCAGCCUCCAGACUGUCAUUCUGAACAAGUUAAACCAGAUUUACCCGUCAGGUCUUAAUGACGGUGUACUGCAGCUACUGGGUUCCACUUCUCGUGUGGCCACUACUGAUGACAUUAGCAAGUGGAAUAUUACCAUAAUUGACACAUUGUCCUCCUUGAUGGACUCAAAUGCUGGACACUGGGAAAAAGAAAAGAGUAAAGCGGUGAUUAUGAGGUAUCUGAGCAUGGGAAAUCACUCUCUGGGAAGUGCUGAAAUAAAUGUAGUUGGUUCCAACAUCUGCACUUUAGACAUCAGUGUGCUGGAAAAUAUCACUGCUGAGAGCCUAACGUCAGUCUUGUCUCCAGAUCUGUCCUCAUGUUCCAUCGAACAGAAAUCUGCUCUGUACAUCAUCGCUAACUCUUCAUUCAGCAAUCAACGCAGCAGUUCUACAACUUUCUACCAACUCAUCAGACCUUACCUGGGUGGAGCUCCUGUGAAUGAUAUACAAGCUCUUUCUACCCAGAACAUCAGCAUGGAUAUCACCAUGUUCAAUAGUCUGAAUCCUGCUGUUCUCAAGAUCCUAAAUGUGAGCACAGUGAGGGCUCUAAUGGGGGUAAACCUGGCUGAUCUGAAGCUGUUUGAGAACUCCUCAGUGGUUCAGUCCUGGGUGGCACAACAGAACCAAUCUGAUCUGAACACGCUGAAUCUUGGCAUCAUCAACCACAACCCUUGUUAUGGUGUAGAAAGUCACACUCUUGAUAGCGAGUUUGCAUCUGGAAAUAUUUCUGCAGUAUUGUGCAACUUUAGCAUUCCUGACUAUGCCUGUUCAUCAGUUGCCGUAUUGUCCUCUAAUGAUCUGGUCACACUGCUCACAUGCAAACUGCCAAGCAGCCUGAGCGUCUCUAAAGACGCUUGGAAGCUUUUCUUCCAGAAUUUUUCUGGACCUUUGGAUGACGCCCUGGAGAGCUUUUCAAACGUGACGGACAGCAGCAUUCAGACUGACCCAAAUAUACUUGAUGCCAUCGGGGAGGUGAUAAUCGACAAGUUCACCGCAGCAGAGCUGGUGAAUGCCACUUUCAUCACUGUGUGGUUCCAGAUCAGGCUCCGACCAUUUUUGUCAUCGGUGUCCAAAGAUUUUCUGUCCAGUCUCGGUUCACAAACCUUCAGCUGUGAGACCUACCAGAUUGUGGUGCAAGCUCUCAGCAGUCAAGAAUCUCUCAUGAAGGAGGAGCAGAAGCAGAUGGUCUUUACUUGGUUCAUCUUUCCCUUCCUGUUAAGAAAUGACCUUCCAGACCCUCGCUGUCUUUCCAACACUUCCGGCAGCAACGACUGGCUUGAAAAGAACCUUGGCAGUUUCUCCGAUUAUGCUUCUUUGGAAGUGCUCAAACUUCUAAAUGCAAAUUUCUCUAGCGUUGAAGUGUUAGACUUACUGUCCAGUGAACAGAAGGCACAGUUCAUCUUGCAUUCAGGAGUGUUGGCAAAUGACUCUGUGUUUAGAGAGGUGUUUAGCAGUGUGAUCACAUCUUUAGAUCUGAAUCAACUUGGCAGCUUCUUCGAAGCCUUCAGUCAGACUGCAAUACAAAUGAACAUGACUAGCAUUCCUUCAGCAAUAUCAGACACCAUUCUAAACAUGACACUCUUGGAUCUGGUGCCUCACUUCCAAACUUUCAGCCCAGAGGACUUUGCCUUGUGGUUCCAGACUUACCUUUCCUUGUUCCUUCCUGGGAUUAGUCCAAACACCCUGUCCAUCAUCCCCAUGAACAUCAGCUGUGACUCCUACAGAGAGAUAGUUAAAGGACUUGAUAAUGUGUACAGUGACCUUUCUGCCACCCAGUCAAACACGGUCUUCAAUUAUACACAAGACUAUGUCAAGUACCAGUCCAGCCAAGGCCUGAGCUGCUAUGGCACAGGGAGCUUCUAUGUGUUCCUGAAACAGUUGUUCCUCAAUUUUGGAUUCCCUGACCUAAAAGAUUUCCUGUCUCUGAUCCCAGGAGACCGCCUGGCAGAGCUGUUGGGCUCCAUCUCUCCGGAAGAACUCAGUGAGUUUCUGAACAGGCCGGACACAGUCAUUAAUGCUUCUGACCUCUGCACCCUCCUCAACAACUACAAUAGAACCAACCAGUACCUGGAGAUGGAGACUGUCUUGUCCUCAGCUCUGGCCAGCUACACUUUGGAAUGUGUGUUGUCUCGUGCUCUCACUGCCUCAUCUCAGGCUGAGGUAGAACAGUGGUUUGAUGUUACACUGCUUCACUACCUGCCCUACCUCAACUCUCAUCUCAUCAGCUCUGCCCAGCUCAGUGGUGCCUCCUGUCUGUCAUACAGAAAAUUAGUGUCUAUCUUGGGGGACAAUUACAAUUUUUCUGCAACUGAUUUUACCCCAGCUGAUGUGUACAGCUCCAUUACAGUGUAUCUGAACAGCAGCGAUGGCAGCCCCCGCUGCUAUAACUCCUCAGAUCCCCUUCUGAACUCCACUGCCUGGUUUGCUGACAACAUUGGAUUCUUCAUCACUUUCAUCACCCUCACUGAUCUGCAAUCAUUCCUAUCAGGAAACAUGUCAAGUGUGUUCCUGGAGAACUCAGAAAAUCUUCAGCUAUUCAACAACUCAGGCAUUUCCACCAGUGUCUUGGAGUACUACACAAACGAGUUAUACAUCCAGAAUCCUGAUUUCAGCCCACUUGGAUUGCCAGCUGAAUUGCUGUGUCGAUCUCCUGCCUCUGUGUUUGAACGUCUUGGAGAUGAAGACAUCACGUCCAUCCUGAAUCGCAUCAACGACUUCUGCACAGAAAUAAAUCCAGAGGUCACAGCGGUGCUAGUAGCAAAGUUCCCCAAUGUAUCUGCAUCCAUCAUCCAAUCUUUGGGCAGCCAGUGUGUGGGCCUGACUGUGGGCCAGAUAAGCUCCGCCCCCUCCGAUGUGAUAAACAGUUCUCUGUCUAUACUCAGUAGCAUCAAUGGCUGGGACCAGGGCCAAGUCAACUCCAUCAUCCAAAGCAUCAUUAGUGCAGGCUUUACUAUCAGCAGUGCCUCCUCUCUGGAGUCCCUGGGAACACUCAUAGGUGGCGUUCUCUCUGCAAACAUCUCCAUCAUCCCAUCUUCUCAGCUUGUGUCUUUAUCUCAGAAUCCAACAUUCAUCAAUAACAUUAUCUCAGCGCCAGUUAUUCUACAAAAUACAUUUGUCCAGAAGGUAAUCUCUGUAGACCAUUCCAAAGUGCUAGAGAAUGUUCCAGAUGCACUGGUGAUGUAUAUUCCACUUGUUCUACUGACGUCACUGAGCUCUGUUGAUGUUUCACUCAUCAAUAACAAGAGCUGGAGUCAUGAACAGGCUAUGAUGUUGUUUGGUGCAGUGGCCAGUGCCAGUGAUGAUCCAGAAGAUCUGUCAACUUCAAUACUGCAGGGAUUCUCCUGCAGCUCAGUUCAGACUCUCCCACAGCAGAAAGCCAAAGAUCUUGUGAAAGCCUGUAGACCACGUGAAGGCAGAGACAAGGUCCAUCUGAAAGAGGCACAGCUGACCUGCAUGUACAACUACAUGAAAGACGAUCCAUCUGUUAACUUUACUGACAUCCCCUCUGAAAUGCUUCUGUACUACAGCUAUGAGAAGAUACAGAAGGUGAACUGCCAGGCAUAUUUCAGUGCCCUGGGCAGAGCAGAUUUCUCCGUUCUGUCUCUUGGCCUUGACAAAAAAGACAUUCUGUUCAACCAUGCAAAGAACUGCCUGGGUAUAUCCGGUGCGAGUCUGACCAGUCAUCAGGUGGAAGUUCUGGGAAAUAUGGCCUGCACACUAGACUCCUCCUACAUCCAGAACUCUGACCCUCUCAUUCUUGAGAAACUGAAGAACUGUGAAGAUCUUUCUGAUUCUCAAAUCACUGCUGUACAGUUACUACUCCUCAGUGGGAAUACUGCUUAUGGCAAUCCCUCAAUGUGGAAUGAAGAGACCGUGGAGCAACUCAGCAACCUGGCGGUUUAUUUCAAAUCAGACAUCUGCAACAAACUUAGCUUUAAUGUAAAAAGGAAGUUCCUUUCGGUCCUGAGGGAGCAGAAGAUCCCACUGAAGAAGCUAAGGACAUUCUUUACAGAAUGCAACUCAGAAAGCACUACAGUGAGCAACAUCACAGCAGUGACAAUUUCAGACCCAUCAUUUCCUUUUGGCUUUAACUCCACGCAGUUUGAUCUGUAUCUGGACAUCACUGUACUGCAGGACAACCUGGCAGCCAUCACUGAAAAAGUGGUGGACACCAGCCUCCAGACUGUCAUUCUGAACAAGUUAAACCAGAUUUACCCGUCAGGUCUUAAUGACGGUGUACUGCAGCUACUGGGUUCCACUUCUCGUGUGGCCACUACUGAUGACAUUAGCAAGUGGAAUAUUACCAUAAUUGACACAUUGUCCUCCUUGAUGGACUCAAAUGCUGGACACUGGGAAAAAGAAAAGAGUAAAGCGGUGAUUAUGAGGUAUCUGAGCAUGGGAAAUCACUCUCUGGGAAGUGCUGAAAUAAAUGUAGUUGGUUCCAACAUCUGCACUUUAGACAUCAGUGUGCUGGAAAAUAUCACUGCUGAGAGCCUAACGUCAGUCUUGUCUCCAGAUCUGUCCUCAUGUUCCAUCGAACAGAAAUCUGCUCUGUACAUCAUCGCUAACUCUUCAUUCAGCAAUCAACGCAGCAGUUCUACAACUUUCUACCAACUCAUCAGACCUUACCUGGGUGGAGCUCCUGUGAAUGAUAUACAAGCUCUUUCUACCCAGAACAUCAGCAUGGAUAUCACCAUGUUCAAUAGUCUGAAUCCUGCUGUUCUCAAGAUCCUAAAUGUGAGCACAGUGAGGGCUCUAAUGGGGGUAAACCUGGCUGAUCUGAAGCUGUUUGAGAACUCCUCAGUGGUUCAGUCCUGGGUGGCACAACAGAACCAAUCUGAUCUGAACACGCUGAAUCUUGGCAUCAUCAACCACAACCCUUGUUAUGGUGUAGAAAGUCACACUCUUGAUAGCGAGUUUGCAUCUGGAAAUAUUUCUGCAGUAUUGUGCAACUUUAGCAUUCCUGACUAUGCCUGUUCAUCAGUUGCCGUAUUGUCCUCUAAUGAUCUGGUCACACUGCUCACAUGCAAACUGCCAAGCAGCCUGAGCGUCUCUAAAGACGCUUGGAAGCUUUUCUUCCAGAAUUUUUCUGGACCUUUGGAUGACGCCCUGGAGAGCUUUUCAAACGUGACGGACAGCAGCAUUCAGACUGACCCAAAUAUACUUGAUGCCAUCGGGGAGGUGAUAAUCGACAAGUUCACCGCAGCAGAGCUGGUGAAUGCCACUUUCAUCACUGUGUGGUUCCAGAUCAGGCUCCGACCAUUUUUGUCAUCGGUGUCCAAAGAUUUUCUGUCCAGUCUCGGUUCACAAACCUUCAGCUGUGAGACCUACCAGAUUGUGGUGCAAGCUCUCAGCAGUCAAGAAUCUCUCAUGAAGGAGGAGCAGAAGCAGAUGGUCUUUACUUGGUUCAUCUUUCCCUUCCUGUUAAGAAAUGACCUUCCAGACCCUCGCUGUCUUUCCAACACUUCCGGCAGCAACGACUGGCUUGAAAAGAACCUUGGCAGUUUCUCCGAUUAUGCUUCUUUGGAAGUGCUCAAACUUCUAAAUGCAAAUUUCUCUAGCGUUGAAGUGUUAGACUUACUGUCCAGUGAACAGAAGGCACAGUUCAUCUUGCAUUCAGGAGUGUUGGCAAAUGACUCUGUGUUUAGAGAGGUGUUUAGCAGUGUGAUCACAUCUUUAGAUCUGAAUCAACUUGGCAGCUUCUUCGAAGCCUUCAGUCAGACUGCAAUACAAAUGAACAUGACUAGCAUUCCUUCAGCAAUAUCAGACACCAUUCUAAACAUGACACUCUUGGAUCUGGUGCCUCACUUCCAAACUUUCAGCCCAGAGGACUUUGCCUUGUGGUUCCAGACUUACCUUUCCUUGUUCCUUCCUGGGAUUAGUCCAAACACCCUGUCCAUCAUCCCCAUGAACAUCAGCUGUGACUCCUACAGAGAGAUAGUUAAAGGACUUGAUAAUGUGUACAGUGACCUUUCUGCCACCCAGUCAAACACGGUCUUCAAUUAUACACAAGACUAUGUCAAGUACCAGUCCAGCCAAGGCCUGAGCUGCUAUGGCACAGGGAGCUUCUAUGUGUUCCUGAAACAGUUGUUCCUCAAUUUUGGAUUCCCUGACCUAAAAGAUUUCCUGUCUCUGAUCCCAGGAGACCGCCUGGCAGAGCUGUUGGGCUCCAUCUCUCCGGAAGAACUCAGUGAGUUUCUGAACAGGCCGGACACAGUCAUUAAUGCUUCUGACCUCUGCACCCUCCUCAACAACUACAAUAGAACCAACCAGUACCUGGAGAUGGAGACUGUCUUGUCCUCAGCUCUGGCCAGCUACACUUUGGAAUGUGUGUUGUCUCGUGCUCUCACUGCCUCAUCUCAGGCUGAGGUAGAACAGUGGUUUGAUGUUACACUGCUUCACUACCUGCCCUACCUCAACUCUCAUCUCAUCAGCUCUGCCCAGCUCAGUGGUGCCUCCUGUCUGUCAUACAGAAAAUUAGUGUCUAUCUUGGGGGACAAUUACAAUUUUUCUGCAACUGAUUUUACCCCAGCUGAUGUGUACAGCUCCAUUACAGUGUAUCUGAACAGCAGCGAUGGCAGCCCCCGCUGCUAUAACUCCUCAGAUCCCCUUCUGAACUCCACUGCCUGGUUUGCUGACAACAUUGGAUUCUUCAUCACUUUCAUCACCCUCACUGAUCUGCAAUCAUUCCUAUCAGGAAACAUGUCAAGUGUGUUCCUGGAGAACUCAGAAAAUCUUCAGCUAUUCAACAACUCAGGCAUUUCCACCAGUGUCUUGGAGUACUACACAAACGAGUUAUACAUCCAGAAUCCUGAUUUCAGCCCACUUGGAUUGCCAGCUGAAUUGCUGUGUCGAUCUCCUGCCUCUGUGUUUGAACGUCUUGGAGAUGAAGACAUCACGUCCAUCCUGAAUCGCAUCAACGACUUCUGCACAGAAAUAAAUCCAGAGGUCACAGCGGUGCUAGUAGCAAAGUUCCCCAAUGUAUCUGCAUCCAUCAUCCAAUCUUUGGGCAGCCAGUGUGUGGGCCUGACUGUGGGCCAGAUAAGCUCCGCCCCCUCCGAUGUGAUAAACAGUUCUCUGUCUAUACUCAGUAGCAUCAAUGGCUGGGACCAGGGCCAAGUCAACUCCAUCAUCCAAAGCAUCAUUAGUGCAGGCUUUACUAUCAGCAGUGCCUCCUCUCUGGAGUCCCUGGGAACACUCAUAGGUGGCGUUCUCUCUGCAAACAUCUCCAUCAUCCCAUCUUCUCAGCUUGUGUCUUUAUCUCAGAAUCCAACAUUCAUCAAUAACAUUAUCUCAGCGCCAGUUAUUCUACAAAAUACAUUUGUCCAGAAGGUAAUCUCUGUAGACCAUUCCAAAGUGCUAGAGAAUGUUCCAGAUGCACUGGUGAUGUAUAUUCCACUUGUUCUACUGACGUCACUGAGCUCUGUUGAUGUUUCACUCAUCAAUAACAAGAGCUGGAGUCAUGAACAGGCUAUGAUGUUGUUUGGUGCAGUGGCCAGUGCCAGUGAUGAUCCAGAAGAUCUGUCAACUUCAAUACUGCAGGGAUUCUCCUGCAGCUCAGUUCAGACUCUCCCACAGCAGAAAGCCAAAGAUCUUGUGAAAGCCUGUAGACCACGUGAAGGCAGAGACAAGGUCCAUCUGAAAGAGGCACAGCUGACCUGCAUGUACAACUACAUGAAAGACGAUCCAUCUGUUAACUUUACUGACAUCCCCUCUGAAAUGCUUCUGUACUACAGCUAUGAGAAGAUACAGAAGGUGAACUGCCAGGCAUAUUUCAGUGCCCUGGGCAGAGCAGAUUUCUCCGUUCUGUCUCUUGGCCUUGACAAAAAAGACAUUCUGUUCAACCAUGCAAAGAACUGCCUGGGUAUAUCCGGUGCGAGUCUGACCAGUCAUCAGGUGGAAGUUCUGGGAAAUAUGGCCUGCACACUAGACUCCUCCUACAUCCAGAACUCUGACCCUCUCAUUCUUGAGAAACUGAAGAACUGUGAAGAUCUUUCUGAUUCUCAAAUCACUGCUGUACAGUUACUACUCCUCAGUGGGAAUACUGCUUAUGGCAAUCCCUCAAUGUGGAAUGAAGAGACCGUGGAGCAACUCAGCAACCUGGCGGUUUAUUUCAAAUCAGACAUCUGCAACAAACUUAAAUGUAAAAGGAAGUUCCUUUCGGUCCUGAGGGAGCAGAAGAUCCCACUGAAGAAGCUAAGGACAUUCUUUACAGAAUGCAACUCAGAAAGCACUACAGUGAGCAACAUCACAGCAGUGACAAUUUCAGACCCAUCAUUUCCUUUUGGCUUUAACUCCACGCAGUUUGAUCUGUAUCUGGACAUCACUGUACUGCAGGACAACCUGGCAGCCAUCACUGAAAAAGUGGUGGACACCAGCCUCCAGACUGUCAUUCUGAACAAGUUAAACCAGAUUUACCCGUCAGGUCUUAAUGACGGUGUACUGCAGCUACUGGGUUCCACUUCUCGUGUGGCCACUACUGAUGACAUUAGCAAGUGGAAUAUUACCAUAAUUGACACAUUGUCCUCCUUGAUGGACUCAAAUGCUGGACACUGGGAAAAAGAAAAGAGUAAAGCGGUGAUUAUGAGGUAUCUGAGCAUGGGAAAUCACUCUCUGGGAAGUGCUGAAAUAAAUGUAGUUGGUUCCAACAUCUGCACUUUAGACAUCAGUGUGCUGGAAAAUAUCACUGCUGAGAGCCUAACGUCAGUCUUGUCUCCAGAUCUGUCCUCAUGUUCCAUCGAACAGAAAUCUGCUCUGUACAUCAUCGCUAACUCUUCAUUCAGCAAUCAACGCAGCAGUUCUACAACUUUCUACCAACUCAUCAGACCUUACCUGGGUAAAGCCACCAUCCACUUACACAGAGAGACUAAACAUACACACUAG